GCCAUGUGCUCGCGUUUCUCGGAUUCCCGCAUCAAAUGCAGAGCGCCUGCCAUCGCCUCCCUCUUUGCGUCACUCUUCUCCUCCCUCUUCCUCACCUCUUCCGCCGCAUGCUUUAAUGGGAAUUGCCAGGUUCUAGAACCAUGUUCAGCUGCCACUGAUUGUGGCCCAGGCCUCUAUUGCGGCAAUUGUCCUGCUCUGGCCAGGACUCGACCAGUUUGCACCAGAGGCCAAGCCACCAUUGUUACAUCUCUUGUGACUGGGUUGCCCUUCAACAAGUACUCGUGGAUCAUGACCCAUAAUUCAUUCAGCAUCGUGGAUGCACCACCUCUAUCUGGCGUUCAGAGACUCACCUUCUACAAUCAAGAAGAUACUGUCACUAACCAGUUGCGGAAUGGAGUGAGGGGAUUGAUGUUGGAUAUGUACGACUUCGAGAAUGAUAUCUGGCUAUGUCAUUCAUUUCGAGGGCAAUGCUUCAACUUCACCGCCUUCCAACCCGCAAUAAACACUUUGAAAGAAGUGGAGGCAUUCUUGAGUGAAAAUCCAACGGAGAUUGUCACCAUUGUAAUUGAAGAUUAUGUGCGUACUCCAAAGGGGUUGACCAAUCUAUUCAUCAAUGCUGGACUAGAUAAAUAUUGGUUCCCAGUGUCUGAUAUGCCUAAAAAGGGUGAAGAUUGGCCCACUGUAACACAGAUGGUUCAAGCAAAUCACCGACUUCUUGUGUUCACUUCUGAUGCUUCAAAGGAAGCUGAAGAAGGAAUAGCUUAUCAAUGGAGUUAUAUGAUUGAAAAUGAGUCGGGAGAUCCUGGAGUUCAACGGGGUUCUUGCCCCCAUAGAAAAGAAUCAAAGCCCCUUAAUUCUAGAAGUGCAUCACUUUUCUUGCAGAAUUACUUUCCAACAUAUCCAGUUGAAGCCGACUCAUGCAAAGAGCAUUCGGCUCCACUUGCAGAUAUGGUGAAUACAUGUUACAAAGCUGCUGGGAAUGUACUGCCUAACUUCAUAGCUGUUAAUUUUUACAUGAGGAGUGAUGGUGGUGGUGUUUUUGAUAUCGUGGAUAAAAUAAAUGGCAACUCAUUGUGCGGGUGUAGUACAAUCUCUGCUUGCCAGGAGGGAGGGCCUUUUGGAUCUUGCAAGAACAUUGCUGUACCUAGUACAAGUCCAGUGACCAACACCGCAGGGAGCUUUACAGGAUCUGUUCAGUUCUCAAAAUCAGCUGCACCAGUCCAUUCUCCACAUUGUUGCCUCUUCCUCUUGUUUUGCUUUCUGCUUAUUGCUGUUUUGUUGCAAUAAUGAUGAGUGUGUAUAUCAAUGCAAGCUAAGUCUUUCAAGAGGAACUUCUAGUAUUAUCGUAUUUAUGUAUCAUACACGAGCUACUCUUUUAAAAUGGGCUUCUGCCAUCUUAGUGAGUACACUGAAGUAUUUCCUCAAUCUGUGAAAUGUGAAGGAACUGUUAAUAGGUUUAAAAAUUAGACAAACAAAAUUUUGGAAUUGCUGAGGCUAUAGUCAAGGAUCUGUGAAGUCAUCUGAGGUAGAUGGUAACCAAGGAAAACCAAGAAUGCAUUUGAAGCAGUUCAGGGUUUGUAUCAAGGUAUCAUUAGUCAACGACAGAAUAGGAAAUAUGAUCAGGAUGGCUGGAAGCUCGAUGGUC
Molecule: messenger RNA, 1645 nt
Organism: Abrus precatorius (Indian licorice)
Lineage: Eukaryota; Viridiplantae; Streptophyta; Magnoliopsida; Fabales; Fabaceae
Product: PI-PLC X domain-containing protein At5g67130
Exons: 9
Coding region: 4-1287 (427 amino acids)
Biological process (GO): lipid metabolic process
Molecular function (GO): phosphoric diester hydrolase activity
Source: RefSeq, a predicted model, not a curated record